AUGUUAAACAAGUCAUUGAGACUUAAUGGGCUAGCAGCAUAAAGUUAGUUUUAAAAUACUUAGUAACUAGAAAAGUAAACUACAUCCUCAGUUAAUAAUAACAGUGAACUUUAGGAUGUGAUGAGCUUUAGCAUACCUUAGAAUUAGAGACUUUAAACUCCGAAUAGCAAAAGUAUUCAAAUUACAUAACAAGUAAAGUAUCCUAAUAACAAUGAAGUAUUAAGAGAAAAUAACAAAACACCAAGAAGAUAAAUGACCUUUGAUUAAAAGAAUGCUGUCCAUAAGAUUCUUUCUCCUUUUAAAAAAUAUAGUGAACAUAAUUUUUAGCCUCUUGCAUCAAGUAGGACUUAGAGAUCAAUAACAUAAAAUGGAUAAUUAAAAAUUGAUAUUUCUCCUGUCAAAAAAUCUGAUAUACUUUCUCGCAGCUAGUGUUUUAUUAGUAAAAUUGAUUAAGAAACUUUUAUGAACAUAAAUACUCCUGUGAAAUCACAUUAAAGGCUAAAUAUGACUCCAUAGUAAAAGAAGCAAAUGCAAUAGAAAUAGUAUCAGGUUAUGAUUGAUAAUUUUACAAAGCACCAGAAUGAAUUGGACAUGUAUUAAAAAUUAAUAGAUGAAAAAACUAGGGAGAAAAUAUUACUUUAAAAAGAUGUUCAUGAAAUUAAAAAAGAAAUAUCUCUAGUAAAAGAAGAUAUAUUUAAGCUAUAGAAAUCUAAGUAGAAUUUUAAAGAUGAAAAUAAUAAAUUUAGAAAGAAUUUAGAGAAGCUUAAUUCAGAAAAGCUCACUAUUCAGCAUGAGGAUAAAAAUAUAGCUUCAGAUAUCAUUAAUCUAGAAGAGUAAAUUGAUGAUAUCAAAUUCAAGGCUAAAGAAAUUUCUGAUAAAAUAUUAUUGGAGUCAGAUGUUAUAAAAGAUUUAACCGAGAGAAUCAAACAGUAUAAAAAAUCAUAUUAAACCUUAUCAAAAGAUAAAGAUCACACUAGGAAUGAGUUACUAAAAUCAUGUAAAUAAAUGUAAAGACUAGAGACAAAGUUAAUUUAAUAUAGUAAAAUGAGCAAUAAUUUAAUGGCAUGCUUUAAUUUUAAGUAGCAAAACAAAAAGUGA
Tetrahymena thermophila SB210 is the source of this 1098-nucleotide messenger RNA. RefSeq lists its product as hypothetical. NCBI's taxonomy places the organism in Eukaryota, Ciliophora, Oligohymenophorea, Hymenostomatida, Tetrahymenidae. The record is from RefSeq and is a predicted model, not a curated record. The transcript is spliced from 6 exons.